GAGGAGGAGAACUAUCCACAAUGCCCACUGGAAUAUCAAUAGAAUUUGAUAAUUCAAAAGCUGUGUUCUUUUCGGGCCAGACGGUAACAGGACGGGUUAGGGUUACCUGCGACAAGCCAAAGUACUGUCGAGCGAUUGAGGUAGAGUUUCAAGGGUAUGGAAGAGUCCACUGGACAGAAAGAAGCAAAACACAGAGGAAUGGCAAACAAAGAACAAAGACUGUCCAUUUUAAAAGUAAUGAGAGUUAUUACUUAAUGUCUUACAUCGUGUGGGGUAAUGGCACCACAGAGUCAGAGCUCCCCCCAGGUACACACCUCUUCAAUUUCUCGUUCCUCCUUCCCCAUGGAAUUCCUUCGUCCUUUGAAUCACACAUCGGCAAAGUGCGUCACCAGUGCAAGGCGAAGAUGGACAUACCAUGGAAGACGGAUAAGGUUUCGGUGAAAGCUUUCUCCGUCAACACUCUGUAUGAUCUGAACAUGGAUCCUCAGGCUAAGGUGCCAAUAGAGUGCAGCAAACACGACUAUGCUUGCUGCCUCUUUUGCCGAAGUGGCCCAAUGUCCCUGGUGCUCCGCAUUGAUCGCUCGGGUUUUGUUCCUGGGGAAAAUAUUAUCGUUAAUGCUGAGUGUUCCAACAUGACCAAUGUCAAGAUUAACUACACAAAAGCAGUUGUGCAUCAGACCAUAACAUACCAUGCUGAGGGGAGAAAGAAGAAAGACCACCGGAAGGUUGCUGAACUCAAGCGCUUGGAAAUUCCACCUGGAGAAGAUGAUAACUGGAACAACGUUGAGAUGUUGAUUCCAGCACUGCCUCCCUCUCACCUGCAAUUCUGCAACCUGAUUGACAUUGAUUACGAACUCAAGUUUGAAAUGUCCCCAUCCGGUUGCCACAUGGACCUAGAACACACAGCUCCUGUAAAGAUUGGCUCCAUACCUCUAGUGCAAUACUUUAGCAACUUUGUUCAAGGACCACCCAUAAACUCAGCCCAACACAUGAAUAUGGCUUCAGUUCAGCCUCCAGUGCCUGCUUAUUCCCCUCCUGGCCAGCCCCCAUUACCAAACUAUUCUCCAGCACCAGGGCAGCACCCAGGGUUUGGCAUUGCUGCUAUACCAGGUCAACAGCCAGUGCCAGGUCAGCCUCCAGUGAUGAAUCCUCCUGGAGUACCAUGUCAGCCUCCAGUGAUGAAUCCUCCUGGAGUACCCUGUCAGCCUCCAGUUCCAGGUCAACAACCAUUUAUAGGUCAAGCACCUGUGCCUGGUCAGCCACCAGUAUCAGGUGAACCACAAAUGCCAGGUCAGCCUCCAGUGCCUGGUUAUGGUACUGGGCCAGGUCAGUCUCCAGUGUUGGGCUUUGCUCCAUCCAUACCAGGUCAGCAAGCAGUCCAGAUGCCCUCCAACAAUCCAGCCCAGCCUAGCAUAGCAGUGUCCAAUGUGGAUCAGAACACUUCGCCAUACAACCCCAACUUCCAGCCAGCAUCUUACCCCACACCAGGAUCACCAAGAUUUCCAGGAGUCCUACAUUAUCCUCAAAUGCCCUUACCAACAUACAAUCAGUGUAUGUUUGGAACGACCAGCAUUGCAGAGAUUGAUAGUGAUGUUGAUGAAGGCCAGAAUCAUAAUGAAGUGGGAUUUGCACCUCAUUAUAUAUCCUAUAAUCUUAUAAACUCCAAGAGGCUCCAGUCAGCUGCAUCUGUGGGCGAUACCGGAGGGGGCAUGGAUGGCAUAACCAGCGGAGUGAGUGACCUACACAUUCGCCAUGAUAGUGGGAGCAGCGGUUCGAGUGGAGACCAUUAUCGCGGAGGUAGGAGAGGAUAUCUGAUUGUGAGGGCUAGUCUGUUCUUUUGUAUCAUUGUGAAGUAAUGGCUGUGAUUUUUUGGCAUAAGUGGUGACAUUUUUAGCACUUUUGAUUUGUAUUUUAUGUUCGGUUCAUUCACUCAAGAGGAAGUAUCUCCCUAUUGUCUCUGUUGUCUGUUGAUGUAGAUUGUCUUUUGUCAUUGGAAAUGCUAGUAUCAUUAUGACUUUAACUUCAGGCUACAAGGCAGGUAAGUUCAGAAUGACAUAGCAGGAAGUUUUCCUGUUGGAAUAAAAUUAGUUUUGGGUAUGGGGACAGAAUUGAGCUGAAAUGGGUAGGUAUCAGUUCUCUGUUUUAGUUAUUAUGUGUAUGUGAUUUGUCCAUAGCAAGUAUUUAUUGUUAAGUCUUACAUGUCAUUUUGCAUGGAAGUGAAUCAGAUUUAUGUGCUCAUAAGUGUCAAGUUGCUAAACAUCUAGGACGUGUUGUUUUUAUGAAAUAUAAAGGAAUGAUCAUAGAUUAUUGUUGGAAUGUAGAAGUUGUAAUUUUGUUUUUGUCCACAUGUAUAUAUUGAUGUCAGCUUAAUAAUUUUUUUCUUUUAUUUUCUUUUAUUUCAUUGAUUUUUAUCUGAACAGGGUACCAGGCACAUAACUGACUUCAGAAGAACAAGUUAAGGGAAUAGCAUUCCUUUCUUUGGCAGUAUGUAAGUGCAGCAUGUAAAAAGAGACCAGUUUUGGGUCUCUCUGAAAAAAAUAGUAGAAUUCUUUAACACAGACGAAUGCUCUAACAGAAUGAAAAUCUAUUAAUAUAAGUACAAAUAUCGUUGAAUAUAAUUUAACCCCCAAAGUAUAUGUGUGGAGUUUUUAAAAUAGAAAUGGAUUUGAUUUUUUGUAGCAGAACAUGGAUCAGAAAGCUGUGCAUCAUAUAGUGAAGGUUAUGAUAAAAUAGUUGUUUAAUUUUAGGAAAAAAUGUUUGUCACUUAAAGUUAAACAGAUAAUGGAGAUACAGCCACAGAAACACUGGGACAAUCCUUUACAUGUUUUCUUCUUAGGUUGCUGUAUAUAAAUACAGUAAUUGGAUUUGUUUUUUCAGUUUUUCUGACCAUUUUGAUUAGAUUAGUGUGUCUUUUUAAUUACAAGCAUUAUACAGUUUAUGCAUUGUUGUUAUUAGAUACUAAAUAUUGAUGUAAUGAUGUAAUUACAUUUUGCCACAACACAUAUUAUAUAUAUAUUUUGUACUGAGUGCUUGUCUAUCUUAAUUAAUAUGAUACACAAACUGACAGUAUAAUGGGAACUGAAAAUAGAUUCCUUUUUUACGUCUAAUUUUUCAGCAUUUCCUGGCUGAAUGCUUUCCUCCAUGAUUAAGCAAUUUGCAUAAAGUCCUUCAUAGUAUACCAUUAUGGGAUAUAUUCUGUAUUUUAAGCAUUUUUGUACUUUGGGGGUUGAUUCAUUAGCUAUUAAGAAGAGACAUUUGCAUCCUUCAAAGUGAAAAGAAAGUGAAAGCCUUAGUAGGAAAUAUGGAUUACGAUUAUUAUUUACCAUCUUUUUACAUACAGAUUUAGGAUUUGUUUUGAAGUAACCCUGUGGUGGCUGGGAGAAGAUAAACCAUCCCCAGGUGUAUCCUCGACGGUUAAGACUAGAUUAGGGAUUAAUAUUUGCGUAUAUCAUGCCUGUGACUCUGUAUAUUUUACACUUGUCACUGGUUUAUAUAUAUAUCAUUCACAGAAUUCUUUUUAAUUUAUGUAUAAACUAUCCAUUCAACCAAGUCUGAUAAGUAAGAAUUGCUUUUAUUUCUCUUUUACAUUCAUUACAAUACAAAAGUAUUGACAAAAAAAAUAUAAUGGAGGUAUAAGUUCUUCAGGAUCCAGUCACAGAUUGCAGGGAAGUCGUACUCAUGCCAUACCUGCAAUACUAAGGUUGUUGUGCACCUGUGUAAUUUUUAAUGAGGUAAGGUGACUGGGAUAUUUUUUCAUUCAUUUACCAGCCGUAUUUAAGAUUUUUCUGACCCAGAUGGACAUUUUAGCAUUGCUUUCUCAGCAAGAAAUCAAUCAAUAGGCCUUCAAAACCUUCCCUGAUGUUCCCCUUUCCUUGAAUUUUUGGGAGAGUUUAUUUUUUUCUUAUGCUAUUAACCAGUUGGAUGCCUUGUUAUCUCACUUGACCCAAAAUCUGGGUAUUAAGCCUACCUGAGUGGCAACUCUUCCAGGUAAUCCUUAUGGGCCUAGCUAACACAAACACUUGUGUACAGUGUCAAGGCUCCAUACCUCCCCUUUGCAGUGUUUUAGCCUCUCUUUCCGUGCAAACAUUUUUUUUUCCCCAUUUUUCAAGGUUUAUAUUUGUAAUUUAGAAAUGCUGUAUCAAAAUGGUAAUAGCUGGUUUUCUUUACACAGACUCCAUAUCCUCUCUCUAGAUAGACUAUAACAAUAAUAAUAGCAAUGAGUAACAUUUCAUUAUUUGUGUCUUCUCUUUAAGAUAUAUUUUUAUAUUAUUCAGUUUUCUGAUAUACACCUUGCAUUGCUGGAAAUAGAGCCAGCACUCUUCCAGCCAUGGCUUACAGAUAGUACAUUUCUCACUUAUUUAAUGGUGGAAACAGUACCGGAGGCCCUUCCUAAAUGGCCUCGGAGUCUAAUCUUCAUCCAUGAGCUUUGUGCAGAAGUGGUGAGUCAUUCCCAUCACUGCAACCUUCAGUCAAAUUUUUCAUGAUUACCAUAUUCACAUCAUCCCAGCCUUCGACCAAAUUUUUCCAUGUUGGCACAUUAACGUCACCUGUACUUUAGCCACAUUUUUUAACCCA
Molecule: messenger RNA, 4575 nt
Organism: Penaeus indicus
Lineage: Eukaryota; Metazoa; Arthropoda; Malacostraca; Decapoda; Penaeidae
Product: arrestin domain-containing protein 3-like
Exons: 9
Coding region: 21-1856 (611 amino acids)
Biological process (GO): protein transport
Cellular component (GO): cytoplasm
Source: RefSeq, a predicted model, not a curated record